Gordionus sp. m RMFG-2023 is the source of this 2224-nucleotide messenger RNA. Its product is annotated as E3 ubiquitin-protein ligase synoviolin B-like. Gene Ontology annotation, molecular function: ubiquitin protein ligase activity. Gene Ontology annotation, cellular component: cytoplasm. Lineage: Eukaryota; Metazoa; Nematomorpha; Gordioida; Chordodea; Parachordodidae. The record is from RefSeq and is a predicted model, not a curated record. Bases 46 to 1941 code for a protein of 631 amino acids. Gene Ontology annotation, biological process: protein ubiquitination. The transcript is spliced from 11 exons.
UUUCGUAUAAUUCUAAGUAUUUUGGAUCUAAUCUGCAAGAUUCCUAUGGCUGAUGUAAUAUCUAAUCAAACUUCUCGUUACUUCUGUCACCAAUGUGUAAGAGAAGUUAUUCCAACUCUACCGAAUUUUAUAUGUCCGCAUUGUCAUUCUGGAUUUAUUGAAGAGCUAUUUAAUUUUUCAAGUGAUGAUAGUUUUUCGGUUCCAAAUAUUAAUCAACUUGUUCAACAACUUCAACCUCCUGUUCAAGUUACAACUCCUAAUGUUCAACAUACAAAUGUUCCCCCCGUUUCUAAUACUGGUAAUGGGUUGUUUCACUUCUUUCAAGGACUUUUAUCUCGAACAAACCCUGCACAGUCAUCUCCUGGACAUGCAAAUAUAAAUACUCCCAAUGUAGCAGCAUCACUCAGCAAUAAUAGACCACAUAUUAGACCUUUACAACCUAACAAUCCUCCUUAUUAUUACAAUUAUGGUAGAUAUACAGCCUACCCUCCAACUAGGACAGCUAGAAAUCCUAACCCAACCCUAGGAUCUACAACACCUGCAGCUGCUUUCGAUUUGCAAACAUUGCUAGAACAAAUACUAGAUUGGGUCGGAACUGACAAUGCCGUUUUUCGAUUGGAUCCCGGUGGCUUAUUAACCUACAUAGAAUACGACUCCAACGACCCUAAUAGACAAACUAGAGGAGGGACAAACUCUAUAUUCGGCAAUGUUAGGGACUACGCCUGGGGCCCCGGCGCUUUAGAGAAUAUAAUGGAGCAGCUGUUCAAUCAGAUAGAGGGACAGGGUAUUCCCCCGGCCAGCAAGGAUAUAAUAACUAACCUGCCCAAUGUUGUCAUAGACGAAAAUGAUUUAAAACAAGAAUUGCAAUGUUCUAUAUGCAUGGAAUAUUUUAAGAUCAAGGAGAAGGUGAAAGCUCUUCCCUGCGAACAUUAUUUCCAUAACGACUGCAUUGUACCCUGGCUAUCUCUACAUGGUACCUGCCCCAUAUGCCGAAAGCCGGUAGAACCUACUACUCAACCUGUUUCAAAUAAUCUGAACCACCAACACCCGCACGAAGUACCCACGGCAUAUCCCACAGUACCCAUAACGAAUCCACCUACUCCUCACACAGUCAAUCCUAAUUAUGGCAUAAUCAGAAAUGUGAUCCAAAAUAUUCCACCACUGCCCGCCGGAUCGACGACGUAUUCCGCAGUACCGCUAUCUGAUCCAUCCACGCAAUUACCUACUAUCCCAUUUAGCGGUACCCGCAAUAACCUGGUUUUAGAUGUGGCUAAUGCCCCUUUUCAAAGAUACAGGUACUACAUCUAUCCCUCACAAACUUCCCAGACCAUCCAAACCCGCCCAAAUUCUAAUUACCCCUAUAUCGUCAGUGGGAGGCCUCCACCGCUACCAAUGCCACACACUCCAAUUCCGCCAUUGCCCAACCGCUUGAACUCUGAUAACCCUUAUAUCGUCAGUCAGAGGCCUCUAGGGCCAUUACCGCCUGCAAGACCACCACCGCCUCCAUUGCAAAUCCCUUCUCCAAGAGCCCAGCAAUACAGCAUAAACGGUCACGAUCCUGUUACAAUUAAUAAUACUCAAGCGAAUUUAGAUAAGGAUAGUGCCGAAAAUGUUUUGAAGGGCAAAUUGGUCACCGGGCCACUCGAAGAUGGCGCUGGUUUAAGUUCCGCUUCUGCUAAUAAUGCAACAACUAACCCUCCAAAUAUUCAGUCACCUGGGUCUAGUUAUUCUAUGCGCGAUAUCAACCACACGAUAUCGCCCGGGAUUUCUCGCCCCUCGGUGUCCUCUAGAACUGGUUCUAAUCAUCAUCGAAAUCAUCCAAGUAAUUCUGAUAGAGAUACAAAUAAGGUUAAUGUAGUCGGUGUCAUUGGCGAAAAACCAGACAACGAUGCCCAAAAUAGGGAAAAGCGAUCCAAAUUAAUGGACAUUGAUUAUGAUUGAUUUUCGUUUUUUGAUAUAAAAGAGAAAAAUUUUGAAUUUUUUUAAAUCCCGAUUUUAUUAUUAUUUUUUAAAAUUAUUCUUAUUUAACCGUUCUAGACAACUCAAUAUAUUUUGAAAAAUAUUGGAAAGAAGAAUUUUUUUUAUAUUUAUCUUUAAAAUAUUUGUGAGAAUUGAUUCAAAGAAGUCUGAAAAGCUUUGAAUUAAUUUACUUUAUACGCAGUUUUUCUUCCUCAAAUACAAUAUCUUAAUUCUUUCUCCUCAUUUAUUUUAUAAGUUAUUUUUA